AGUUUGGAUUAUUACUUUAGUUAAAGAUGUUCGGAUUUUGGGAAAUAGAAGAUGACUCAUCAAUGAAGCUUGAAUUAGCUAGAGUGAAUGGAUUCUCUAUUGGUGAGGAUGAAGUGCAGGCAAAAAGCUUGCUCACGGAUUCAUAUGACUGAGAAGAAAAGCACUUAAAUGUAGCUCAUGAAAAGCCGAUAACGCUUAAUGAGGAAAUUAGAAAAGAAGAGGAAAAAGAUGAAACAAACCAAACAUUAAAUCCUCCGAAGAUAGACAAAAGCAUAAAGGAAGAGAAGAUUAGUGAAAUUGACAUCCAGUCUACUUUUAUGAAGCAAAUGGAAGACUGUCCAAUGAAGAAUUAAGAUACAUAUAAAUACAAUUCUUUCUCAGUCAACAACUUUGCUUGAAUGAAUAAUUUUUCUUGAACUUGAUGAGGAUGAUGAGCUAGCAAGUGGGAUGCUAGAUACCCCUCCUGAUAAAAUACUGAAGGCAAUGGAAUUAUCUUCUGCUCUUAAUCUCUCUAUCUCUCAAUCAAAGUUUCUUAUUGUUCCUAAGGAUAAUCCUAGUGGACUAAACAAGGAAUGCAAGGUUAACUCAACUGAAGAGAAGUUUACUGGCGACAGCAACAAAAUGAAUACAAAGUCGUAUAAAUUUAUGAUAAGCAUAUCAUUUUUAUGGCAUCAUAAAGAUACCUCAAAUGAAUCUAUUGCCAAGAAGAUUCCAAAAUUUAUUUUUAAUCAAAUCACUGAUACCUUUACAAAGAUAUCAAGGUUCAUCAGAAGUAAAGCAAUACUAGAUGAAUAUGAUGAUGAAGAGGAGUGCUCCUUAUCUUCUGGAUUCAUAUCUCAACUUACUCACUAA
Molecule: messenger RNA, 852 nt
Organism: Moneuplotes crassus
Lineage: Eukaryota; Ciliophora; Spirotrichea; Euplotida; Euplotidae
Source: the annotation of a GenBank genome assembly